AGAAGGGGAAAACGAAUAAUCGGAAAAGACAAAAAAGAUCAAAGAAAUAAACAGGCAAGAGAAAGAAGAAUAGAAUUGUGUUAAAGUGACAAAAAACAAGUUUUAAGAUAAGAAGAGAAGAAGAUACUACGGAUCUUCGUGUUCGUUCAAUAUCGAACGAAAAACUUGUCUUCUCUCUUCGACAUUUCUCCUCUGAUAUACACCUAUAUACAUAUCAGACACACUUUAACGUUAUGGACGUGACAGCAGUUGUCAAGCUAUAAGCUCGUAUCUCCUUCUCUCCUUCAUGGUAAAUGGAAAACAAUAAACAUUAAUGAUGGGCUCUUAUCUUUUUAACGGAUAUCAUCGUGCAUACCUGUGUGCUGCUGCUGACUCUUAAAGUGAUUACAACAACGUCCUCCGAUACAAAUAAUCAGAAUGGAUUCAGAAGAAGAAACAAUGAACGAUUCCGGAAACGAGUCUAGUGGAGACGAUGUUGACUAUGCUAUGGAUAUUGAAUCUGGGAAUCUACGUGACCGGAAUAUGGAAGUUGACGAAUAUCCAUUUGAAGUUUUAUCAACAGAAGAAAUUGUACAACACAUGGUUGAUUCUAUAAAGGAGGUCAACAGUGUCGUUGAAAUACCGGCCACAACAACACGCAUUUUGUUAAAUCAUUUUAAAUGGGACAAAGAAAAAUUAAUGGAACGCUUUUAUGAUACGGACCAAGAAAAAUUAUUUAGAGAAGCACGUGUCAUUAAUCCAUUCAGGAAAGGUUCUGUGAUAAAUAAGAGUUGGUCUUCUCAAAGUUCCUUGUCUAGUAGGAGAACAUCCGUAAAUGGAGCAGAAGAAUGUGGAAUUUGUUUAAUGACUCUACCAUCCUCUAUGAUGACUGGUCUGGAAUGUGGACAUCGUUUUUGCACCGGAUGCUGGGGUGAAUAUCUCACAACCAAAAUAAUGGAAGAAGGUGUUGGACAAACAAUUGCAUGUGCCGCUCAUGCCUGUGACAUUUUAGUUGACGAUGCUAGUGUUAUGCGGCUAGUUAAAGACUCAAAAGUUAAACUGAAAUAUCAGCACUUGAUAACAAACAGUUUUGUGCAAUGUAAUAGGCUGUUAAAGUGGUGUCCAUCGCCAGAUUGUAGUAAUGCCGUCAAAGUACAAUAUGUAGAUUCAAGACCUGUUACAUGUAAAUGUGGUCACACAUUUUGUUUUUAUUGUUGUGGAGAUUGGCAUGACCCAGUUAAAUGUCAUUUGUUACGUAAGUGGAUCAAAAAAUGUGAUGACGAUUCGGAAACCUCUAAUUGGAUCGCAGCAAAUACUAAAGAAUGUCCGAAGUGUAACGUUACAAUAGAAAAAGAUGGUGGUUGUAAUCACAUGGUAUGCAAAAAUCAAAACUGUAAAGCUGACUUUUGUUGGGUAUGUCUUGGUCCUUGGGAACCACAUGGAUCUAGUUGGUACAAUUGUAAUCGAUAUGAUGAAGAAGAAGCCAAAGCAGCGCGAGUUGCUCAAGAUCAAUCAAGGUCUGCUUUGCAGCGUUAUUUGUUUUAUUGCAAUAGGUAUAUGAAUCACAUGCAAUCCUUGAGGUUUGAAAACAAGUUAUAUGCUAGCGUAAAAGAAAAAAUGGAGGAAAUGCAACAACACAAUAUGUCUUGGAUCGAGGUACAAUUUUUAAAGAAAGCAGUCGAUAUUUUAUGUUCCUGUAGACAAACUCUCAUGUAUACUUAUGUAUUUGCCUACUAUUUGAAGAAAACCAAUCAGUCUGUGAUUUUUGAAACCAACCAAAAGGAUCUAGAGAGCGCCACUGAGUGCCUCUCUGAAUAUCUCGAAAGAGAUAUUACGAGUGAGAACCUUUCCGGUAUUAAACAAAAGGUUCAGGAUAAAUAUAGAUAUUGCGAAAGUCGACGAAAAGUACUUCUAGAACAUGUUCACGAGGGUUAUGAAAAUGAUUGGUGGGAUUAUGUGGAAUAAGGAGAGACCAAUGAAACAUGUCCAGCUGUUCUCUAUUUUUCUUGUCUUUUUUUUUUUUUUUUUCAUUUUGGUCGUGAGAUGUAAAGUUAAAGAAUGAAGAACAAAUGAAAAAGAAGAGUAGUAAAAGAUCCUCUUCCUUCUCAUCUCUGCCCCCAGCUGUGAUAAAUCAAGAAAGCUGAGAAAGAGAAAAAAAAAUACAGAAAGAAAGACAGAACGGAAUAUGUAAUAAAGCAUUGUUUGCGAAAAGUGAUAUGUACGUUUGUUACAUACAUUUAAAAAAAACACAAUUGUCAUCUGCGUGACAACCUCUAAUAUCGUUAUUAUUAUAUUAUGAAUUUUGAACUUACUCAAAAUGUGAAUUUUACUAUCAACGACAACUAACACACUAUUACAACUAUAACUAUAUAAAAAAACAAAAAGAACAAAAAAAUCAAUAGAUUGAAUGUAACAUAACUUUGUCGUGAUUGAUUCGUGCUUGCUGUGUAUACUGCACAUUAUUAUUAUACUGUUAGUUAAUGCGAUAAAUAUGCCCUUCGUUAUGGCAUUGUAUUCUGAUAUUAUUCAAGGCGGAUUUUUGAUUACAUAUUAUGCACUCGGUUUAAAACAAAAGAUAAACAAACAAAUUGUGUUUUUCUUUCAAACGAACGAAAGGAUUGAUUGGUAAAAAUA
Molecule: messenger RNA, 2613 nt
Organism: Polistes dominula (European paper wasp)
Lineage: Eukaryota; Metazoa; Arthropoda; Insecta; Hymenoptera; Vespidae
Gene: ari-1
Product: E3 ubiquitin-protein ligase ariadne-1
Biological process (GO): protein ubiquitination
Molecular function (GO): ubiquitin-protein transferase activity; zinc ion binding
Source: RefSeq, a predicted model, not a curated record